UGCACCGGACCAGGGUUGGUUGUUCUGUGAGAAAUAAGUGAGCUUUGAAUAUUAAAUCUUCGAAGUUCUAUAGGCUGUGAAAUAGGUAAAUGAUAAGCGUUAUUUCGAACAUAAAAUAACAGAUCUAAUAAAAAUAAUAUUGCUGCGUAAUGUGGUUAUCAAAUUAAACAAUGAUGCUUACUGGAAAUUAUUGCCCUGUUUACACAAGCCUGAAGACUGCUUCUGAUGGAAAAAGCUUGGAAUUUUGCCUAAGAGUUUAAAAGUUGUAGCUUUCUGGGUUGGAGACAGUCCAUCAUGGAUAUGUUUUCAGUUGAUUGUUAUGGGGUCGGAUUAGAUAUGAGUGAAUACUCUUCAGACUGUGAUUUUGACUACAUUAGUGAGAGUUAUGACAUUAAGAGUUUGGAGGAGGACUACUCUUAUUUUCAGAAUUUUGAUAUACAUUCUUCUUCUAGCUAUGAGAGUGACAAGCAACAUCAUCUUGAAAAAGUGUUUAAUGAGCUUGAUAUACAGAGGCAGACAGGAGAGUUCUGUGAUGCUGAAAUCCUGGUUUCAGAUAAAAGGUUUCCAGUUCACCGCAAUAUUCUGGCUGCAGCUGCACCUUACUUCCAAGCUAUGUUUUCUUCUGGGUUUGCAGAAAAAGAUCAGAAGCAGGUGGAAAUCAAAGGAGUAGAACCUGACACGUUUGAGAAACUUUUGAGUUAUACAUAUGGUGGUUCCUUAGACGUGAAUCGUGAUACAGUGGAGGAGCUUCUACAUGUGUCAGAUAUGUUUGCAGUGCAAGGACUGAUUAGUGCAUGUGAGAAGUACUUAAAAAACCACUGGAGACGAGAAAAUUUUUUUGAGUACUACAGCUUAGCAGUGAAAUACAACCUGGAAGAGCUCAAAAAGUCAAUAUUGUUUCACAUUAAGUCAAAUUUCAUGAUUGCUGUGACAAAUGAAUAUUUUGUUGCCUGCUCUUAUGAACUGUUACUAUCUGUUGUUCAAGAUGAAGAUCUGAAAGUUAAAUCUGAAAUGGACAUUUUAAAAGCAGUUUUAAAAUGGAUUGCCCAUGAUACCUGUCGACGCAUUUCUCUCCUAGAGUCUUUUCUGAAUCACGUAAAAUUGGCUAGGAUAACCAAUAGGAACAUAAAGCAACUUGUAGAUCAGUCAACAUUUACAAAGGAUGAAAAGCUUUUUGUUACAGAAAAAAUAGAAACUCGAAUUUCAGAAAAAUCUGUGUUGAAAGAGUUAGGCUUAUCUCUGUUUGUAUUACACGUAGACAGUUUUGAUCAUAAUAUUAUAAUAACAGCCUUUGAUGCUAGCAGUGGUGGUUGGUUUAACUUGCAGAGUACAUUGUCCCUAAAUCAAUUAGAUGAUGCUAUCCUCUUUGAAAAGGACAUAUAUAUAUUUAGUGAAGGGAGAAAUGUUGCAUACAGUUUAGAACACCAGGAAUGGAAAAAUAAGGCACCACUUCCAACACAAAAGCAUGACAUCAAUGCUUGUUUGUUAAAUGGUAAGCUCUAUGUUAUUGGAGGAACUAUAACAAACAAGAACAGAGGAGCUUUUUAUCCUUGCCAGAGAAGUGGACAAAAAUCAGUUCGCCCCAUUCAAGUAUACAAUCCUACUAUGGAUGAAUGGUAUACAAUAGGAGAUUGUUUUUAUGGCAAUGCCAAUAUGCCAGUGGUCGGAGUAGAUGACAGUCUUUAUAUGGUAUGUCAUAGACAGUUCAAAAAUCAGUCCCAUGUGAACAUCCUUAGAUAUAACCUAUUAAAUGGACGAUUUUGUCGGCUGCCUGAUUCUCCCAAGAAAAUACUUGAUGCAGUUCUUUUGGUAUUGGACAACUACAUCUAUGUCUUUGGAGAAGAAAAACAGACACAUUAUAGACACUUUUGGGACUUUGCUGAUGAGUUUAUGACACAUAACGAAAGUUGUUGUGGUCAACGAUAUAAUAUUACAACGGAUACUUGGUCAGUUUGUAACAUAGCUCUGCCACAGGGUGUGAAGAUUGUUACAGCUAUUGCCUUAAAAACUUCAUUAGCUGUUCUUUGCCAGUGCAGAUCAAACCGAGGUCAACAGUUAACCUUGUAUUUGUAUGACCCUGCUUCUGACAAAAUGGAACUUUUUGGUGAAAUCCCUUUCCCUGAUGGUGGUGGUUGUGACCAAAGAACAUUUUCUUGUCAUAACAGUUACUAUUUACAAUCAAUAAAGUUUUUGAUGAGCACAGAUAAAGAAUUGACAGAUAUUGCAUCUCAUGGUAAAUCUGUGUCAUCUAGUAACCAGACUGUUGUCUCACAAAAUAAAAAUUUACUUGAUAUAAAGCAAGAAAAGUUGGAACAGAGUGUAUAUGUAAGUAAUCUAGUUGCUUUUGGAGACCUAAUUGAUGCUCAGGCCCAAGUUCCAAACCCAGGACAGCGAGAAGCACAUGGUACUAUAUGUUACCAUGUAAAUACAGUGCAGAAAUUUGUUCCUGGUAAUUAUAUUGCAUCUGUAGAGUCUCUAACCAGUACAAUGUGUGAUGUUCCAUUUGUUAUAUUUCAUUAUGAAAGUGUCAAAGCAGCAAGAAUACUUGAGAAGAUUUGCCAAAUUCAAGACCUCGGAUCAGAAUAUUUUCAUCCAAAAGAAGAAAACAUUGUUUCCAGGUAUGAUUGGUGCCACUGGAGGAAUUGGCGAUUAAUUGAUAAUGAAGAUAUUACCAAAAGGUUAGAAAUAAAAGUAGAAGAUGAAGAUGUACAGCUAAGUGACACUUUAACUGACAGUUACAUCAGUGAUGACUCAGAUGAGGAGGAAAAUAGUAAAGAUGAUAAGAGAUAUUCUAGUUAUAAUUCUAGCAGAAAGUUAAAAUCAAAACAGACAAUUACUGUUAGCAGUAGUGAUAUUAUCUACUUUGUGCCUGUGGAAAACAGCAAUGAUAUCCCAUCUCUAGUCAACAAGAAAGAUUUUAACUCUAAAAUUCUUCAUGCUCUUCAAGAAGGUGUAGAAUCUGCUAAAGGCUUUGCAGCCAAUGUUUCUCGAACAAAAUUUAACAUUCCUGGUGACUGGAACUACGGAGCUCUUUGUCAAGAUAAAAAAAGUCAAAGAUACUUUGCCCUAGUUUUAUAUUUUUCACUAACUGAUGAUGAGAAAGAAAAUGCUAGCAGCUUUUACAACACAAUUAAACUUAGUGAUUGCCAUUUAAUUUUCGAUAUGGAAGUCAUGACCUAAAUAUCUCUUAGCUGUGAUCAUUAGUAUAAUAAUUGGUAUUGUUUUCUUAUGGUUUUGCAGGUAUAAUUGUAAAGUAAAAAUCCAUAACUUGUUAAGAUAUAAUACAAAAGCUUAUAAAAACUAAGCAUUUAAAUCGAAGUUUGGUUGCAUAUUUGAGAAGUUAGUUGAUUAUGUUUAUUUCAUUUCAUUUUUGUAGGAUAAAUUUUCUUUUAACAAUUCAUCAAAGUUACUAGUACUACUAUUUUUAAAAACUGUAGGCUCACAAUUAUAAGGAAGUAUAUGUGAUUUUAAAUUUUUGUUAUCAUACUAAAUCAUUACAAAAAAUUUUCAUUGAAAUUAUAAUUCAGAAAUGUAUUGAAUGCUUUCAACUAGUGGUACAAACAGUGCAUAAGAAUUAAAAGUAAUACUUGAGCUAAACAACUUUCAAAAUUUAUCAUGGAUAUAAGAAGUGGCCUUAUGAUAUAACUACUAUGGCUGGGAUAUUUCAUUUGUAAAUGAAAUUACUUUAAAAUGUACUUUGCAAUGCUAAAAAUUAUAGAACAAUUCAUUGAAAUAUCAAAAUGUGAUACAGACUUUAAUAUUUUUUUGAAGUGUGAUAGGGACGUAUCAGUGGUUUUAUGCAUUGGUUACUAAUGACAUGAUCAAUAGAGUGCAAGUUUCAGUCAUUCUAAGAUAAAAUAAUAAACAAAUUAUGAUUUAUCUUUUCUAAUUGUGAUUAGAAUGUACCAUAAUCACUGUAUAUGGUAGUAGCAUUCACUCUUUAUCCUUGCUAUAAUCCUUUAGUUCUUCUCCAGUGAGUUAAAAGUAAAGUUCAUAUUCAAAAUGCAUAGGGCCACUGCUUAACUCCACUUUCCACAAACAGAUGAAAAAAUGUUAUUAAUUUCCUACUAAAUAAGAUUCUAGUUCCUUGUGGGUUUGUCCUCUAGUAUGACCUUGUUUUUUUUCAUAAUAUGAAGCUUUUGAAAAAAAAAAAAUUUUCUUGUCUCUUUCUGAAAAAUUUAUUAGUUCAAACCUUUUACAUGUUUUAUUUGUAAGAGGUUUGGCAAAUGGUAUGAUUUUUGAUGAAUAAAGGAACUUAAACUGAGAAUAAGGUGUUAUUUGAUGAGUUUAUUUAUAGGUGCCAAUUAAAAAAGUUUGCAAGAAAAUUUUUGUGAAAGAUUAUUGGAAAGUAUAAGGAUUAGUUACAAUAAUCCAUAAACAAAUGUGAUUAGUUGAGGAUUAUAUAGAAAAGUAUGGAUAUUUCUUUUAUUAUAGAAAUCUUUUUAUUAAUCAGUCACUUGUCCCAAAUGAAGUUUGUUUCUUGAAGGACAUGGUGAUAUAACUUUUGACAAAUUAAUUAAAAAAAAUUUUUUUUUUUAAAACAACAGUUUCGAAGUGAUUGGUGAGUGCACAUUUUGUAGCCAUUCUUAUCACAUCUGUACUGAUAUAAAAAUGUAUUUUGGUCUGCAUAUCAAUUUCUGUUAACAUCGUGGAUUGUAAUUGUUUAAUUGAAGAGUGAAAAACAGCAAAAAUACUCAAAUGAUUGAGUAUGGUUUUGCAUUAUUAUAAGAAAAAAAAAGUCACUUUGAAAGGGAUUUUUGGGUGCAUAUUUUGUUCACAUACUUAUCUGUGUAAUACUGAUAUAGAAAUUGUUUGUCAGUCUACAUAUCUGUUCAUUUCUUUUAUCCUCUAAUGUUUCUGAAGAAUGGAGCAAUGCAAGAAUACCCAAGUGAUUAAUUGUAAUUUUGCAUUAUUUCAAGAAAAAAUAAGUUAAGUUCAAAAUGAUUGUAUAUUUUGUAAUCAAGCCAUUCUUAGCAGUACCACUUGAAUUAGAAAAAAAUAUAUGGAAUUUUCACAACAGAUAUUAGUACACCUUUAAAGUGUCAAUUCACCAUAACUGGGAUCUUAAUAAACUCUUGAUGUAGGUAUCUUAAAUAUAUCUCACAUUAGAUCAAUAUAAGUAGGCAGUGGACAUUUUUCUUUUCUUUUAUUAUGAAUAUUACCUAACUUAGCUACGAA
Limulus polyphemus (Atlantic horseshoe crab) is the source of this 5178-nucleotide messenger RNA. RefSeq names its product kelch-like protein 12. NCBI's taxonomy places the organism in Eukaryota, Metazoa, Arthropoda, Merostomata, Xiphosura, Limulidae. The coding region runs from base 295 to 3180 and encodes 961 amino acids. The transcript is spliced from 8 exons. Gene Ontology annotation, molecular function: protein binding. The record is from RefSeq and is a predicted model, not a curated record.